AUGUCUCUUUCUCGUUGUUUCUUUCUUUCUUUCUUUCUUUCUUUCUUUCUUUCUUUCUUUCUUUUUUGUCUCUUCCUUUUAAUUGUUCUUUGUGUCAUUCUCUCCAGGUCUCUUUCUUUCUUUCUAUGUCUGUCUGACUUUCUUUCGUUCUUUCUUCCUCUCUAUGUAUGUUUCUUUGGUUCUCUCUGUGUCUUUCUUUCUUUCUUUCUUUCUUUCUUUCUUUUUUGUCUCUUUCUUUCUUUCUAUGUCUGUCUGACUUUCUUUCGUUCUUUCUUCCUCUCUAUGUAUGUUUCUUUGGUUCUCUCUGUGUCUUUCUUUCUUUCUUUCUUUCUUUCUUUUUUGUCUCUUUCUUUCUUUCUAUGUCUGUCUGACUUUCUUUCUUCUUUCUUCCUCUCUAUGUAUGUUUCUUUGGUUCUCUGUGUCUUUCUUUCUUUCUUUCUUUUUUCUUUCUUUUUGUCUCUUCCUUUUUUAAUUGUUCUUUGUGUCAUUCUCUCCAGGUCUCUUUUUCUUUCUUUUUAUGUCUGUCUGACUUUCUUUCGUUCUUUCUUCCUCUCUAUGUAUGUUUCUUUGGUUCUCUCUGUGUCUUUCUUUCUUUUCUUUCUUUCUUUCUUUCUUUCUUUUUGUCUCUUCCUUUUAUUGUUCUUUGUGUCAUUCUCUCCAGGUCUCUUUCUUUCUUUCUAUGUCUGUCUGACUUUCUUUCGUUCUUUCUUCCUCUCUAUGUAUGUUUCUUUGGUUCUCUCUGUGUCUUUUUUUUCAUUCUCUCCAGGUUUUUUUUCUUUCUAUGUCUGUCUGACUUUCUUUUUGUUCUUUCUUCCUUUUAAUGUUUCUUUGGUUCUCUCUGUGUCUUUCUUUCUUUCUUUCUUUCUUUCUUUUUUGUCUCUUCCUUUUUAA
Molecule: messenger RNA, 891 nt
Organism: Acanthosepion pharaonis
Lineage: Eukaryota; Metazoa; Mollusca; Cephalopoda; Sepiida; Sepiidae
Source: the annotation of a GenBank genome assembly